Sitodiplosis mosellana (orange wheat blossom midge) is the source of this 2581-nucleotide messenger RNA. It is a transcript of the gene Noc2, whose product is annotated as nucleolar complex protein 2 homolog. Gene Ontology annotation, molecular function: histone binding; transcription corepressor activity. Bases 220 to 2499 code for a protein of 759 amino acids. Gene Ontology annotation, cellular component: Noc2p-Noc3p complex; nucleolus; Noc1p-Noc2p complex. The record is from RefSeq and is a predicted model, not a curated record. The transcript is spliced from 2 exons. NCBI's taxonomy places the organism in Eukaryota, Metazoa, Arthropoda, Insecta, Diptera, Cecidomyiidae. Gene Ontology annotation, biological process: negative regulation of transcription by RNA polymerase II; ribosomal large subunit biogenesis.
CAACAAGUCUUGUCGAUGAGAACUGUCAAAAAAGUGUAAGCAAUGAACACACAUUGAAAAGCACGUUUUCGUCUAAAUGUGAAUUCCCUUCGAUUCAGUCAAGCGAUUACAUUCUUCGUUAAUAAAUAAAACCCGAGCGCUAAAUUGAAUCUUUUAGGAAAUUCACCAUUUGGUUGUUAUUGUUCAGUUGAUUUUGAAGUUUUACUCAUAGACGAAACAAUGAAGGUGAAGAAAGUAGAAAGCAAAAAGACGGUCACAAAGCCAAAUUGGGCUGAGGAUGAUUUGUCAGAUGCCGCAAACAACGAGGUUGUACCGCAGAAAAAGAAGGAUAAAGGGAAAAAAGUUAAAAAUUUGUCAGAGAAAUCUGGAAAAGUAGCUAAAAAUUCUUCAGAGAAACUCGAAAAGGUAGCCAAAAAUGGAAAAGUAAAAAAAAAGAAGUCGAAGAAGCAAACUAGUGAUGAUGGAUCGGACGCUGAAGACUAUGGUGCAUCGUUGGAUAAACUAAAGGAAAUUGAUCCUGAGUUUUAUAAGUUCCUGGAGCAAAAUGACAAAAAACUACUAAAAUUCAACCCAGAUGUUGAUGAUGGUGAGGAAAACAAUGUGGAAAGUGAGUCCGAGAAAAACGAUGACGAUGACGAAAACGAAAAUGAAGAAAGCGAUGAUGAAGAACGUGUGCACCGGCCAUUGGCUCAAUUGGAUGUGGCUAGUGAUGAGAGUGAUUUCGAAGAUGAGAAUAACACCGCAAGAAAAGAUAACUCCAUUACAUUGAAGCUGCUAAAGCAAUGGCAAGGUGAAUUGGCUCAAGAUCGUGUGCCAUUGGACGUAAUCAAAAAUGUAAUUUUGGCAUUGAAUUCAACGCUCUUAACACUGGCCGGCGAGAAUGAUGCUUCGGUCAAAGCGUAUCAAGUUGAAGGUGCGGCAGCAUUCAAUGGUGUUGUGCAAUUGUGUGUAUUGCAUCUCGAACCGGCAAUUCGUCGUUUUUUGGGCUUGCAUCAGAAGACCGCAUUGCAACCACACAAAUGCAAAAAAUGGAAUAAAAUCAAGAGUGCGUUGCGUGGAUAUUUCACCGAUAUUACGAAAUUAUUGGAGCAAGUGUCAUCGGCAAAUAUAUUGGUGGUUUUGUUGAAGCAUAUCCAUCAGUCGAUUCCAAUGAUCACAUCGUUCACAUCGCUGUUGAAACCGAUUCUGAAGCGCCUCGUCACUAUUUGGAGUACCGGUGAGGAGACUGUGCGUGUACUUGCCUUCUUGUGCAUACUUCGGAUCACUCGCAGCCAACAGAUGACUGUUUUGAGUACGGUUCUAAAGGCAAUGUAUCUAUCAUAUGUUCGAAACUCCAAGUUCGUGAGCCCGAAUACGUUGCCGGCCAUUAAUUUCAUGCGACGUUCACUCAGUGAAAUGUUUGCACUUGAUCUGAAUGUAUCGUAUCAGCACGUGUUCUUGUACAUUCGUCAAUUGGCAAUUCAUCUGCGAAAUGCAAUGACUUUGAAGAAGAAAGAAAGUUACCAAGCCGUUUACAAUUGGCAAUAUAUCAAUUCGAUUCGUUUGUGGUCCGAGCUGCUUGCAACGACCAGCGACAAAGCCCAACUACAGCCGUUGAUCUACCCAUUGGUGAGCAUCAUCACAGGGACCAUCAAACUUAUACCGACGGCACAAUAUUUCCCAUUGCGUUUCCAUUGCAUCCGGUCGCUUAUACAGUUAUCGAAAGAGACACGCACCUUUAUUCCAGUGCUUCCAUUUAUUUUGGAAGUCCUCAAGUCAAACACAUUUAAUCAGCGCCAUUCGAAAGUGUCAAUGAAGCCACUGUCAUUCACAUGCAUUUUGCGUCUUAGCCAAAAUCAAUUGCAAGAGAAUGGUUUUCGUGAUGAGGUGAUUGAAAGCAUUGUUGGCUGCACUCUGGAGUACAUGGCCCAAGAAUCACAUACAAUUAGCUAUCCCGAUCUGGCCGUGCCAGCAAUCAUUCAACUCAAACACUAUCUUAAACAUGGUAAAAAUAUCAAUGCCAACUACCGUAGCAAACUCAAGUUGCUUGUCGAUAAAAUGGUAGAAAACUCCAAAUAUGUGGUUUCCGAACGGGGCAGGUUUACAUUUGAACUCCAUGACACCGCCUCAAUCAAUGCAUGGGAAACACAAUUACGCAAUAAGGGUACGCCAUUGUUGACGUACUACGAAAAUUGGUUCAAUACAAAUGUGGCUGUGCAAAAACGUCGGGCUACCACAUCAGAAAAUAUGGAUGAAUACGAAUUGCCCAAGGUGCUAAAACGCAAAUCAAAGGAAAAUGGUAGUGAAGAAAAAUCCGAUGGGCCAGUCGAUCUCUUCCCAUCAGACGAGGACGAAGAAGAACUUGAAGUGGAAAAACAACCGAAAAAGAAAAAGUCCAAGAAACAAAAACCAGAACAACCGAAACCAAUUGCCAACAACGCUGCAGACGAUAGCGACAACGAUAGUUUUGUCGAUGACGGCAUUGAUAUUGUAAAGGACUUAGACUUAGAUGAGUGGUAGAUUUUACUUUAUAAUAUCAUUCUCCUUAUCAUGUUAUUUUCUUCCUUUCUUACAAAACAAAUACACAAUUUCAACAGAAAAA